AAGAAGAAGUGAAGCAGUCUAGACUGGCAUGGUGGAGCACUGGUUGUCGAGUGCAUGUAGCAACAUUUGGUGAGACCACAUGGCUACUGAGGCUUGAGAAGAACUGUUUAAAGAAAAUGGACACUUGCCUUCUAGGGUGCAUCACGUCCUGUGUCUCAUUUUUGGUCUAUUAAUAAAUGCUUUACUUGUAUUGGUUUCAAACGUGUUCAUGAGCGCUACUGUAACUGAAAUAAGGAAAAGUGCAUUCUGAACUGAAUUUAACCAUGCCUUAUAUUUAUUAAAUGUUGGUAAAUUGCCUGUGCUUUGUUAGUACUUCACACUGCCUGCUCAACCCAGCUCGAAAACAACCUGCCACUUUUCCACCCUGUGAUUACAACAACCAUAUUUAGCUACAUAAAUUGCUUUCGAGAGCCGUCAGACAUGAUCUUUACCAAAUCAGAUGUUGCCUACUGUAAUUGGAGUUGCGCGUUGCAUUAUGGGACAGGAAUAAAGUGCAAAAAGGAUUCGCACAGAGGCUAGCUAAAGGAAUCUUAACGAAACGCAAAAAAACCCGUUUUGUAAACCUUUAAAAAACAAGUUGUGCUAUCGACAGCUCCAAGUAUUAAUGAAAAUCUCAAAUGUAUCCGUCUUUGGCCACCGAAUGCUUCCCAAGGAAUUCCAAAGAACGGGCUAAAUAGGCAAGGAUAACAACCAGACAGCUUGCAAGUUAGGCUGCUGCACGCCCAGCUGUGGUGUGUUUACAUCGGCCUCAUUUGACUCCACAACCCGAGGCCGAUCAAGUCGAACAACAUACGGAAUCACACACUGUUCUAUCGACUGAAGGUACACUAAGACAAAGAUGGGGGUAAAAACCUUUACCCACAGUUCCCCCACGCACAGUCAAGAGAUGCUGGAAAAACUAAACGCCCUGCGCAACGAGGGCCACCUCUGCGACGUCACCAUCCGAGUCCAGGACAAGUUGUUUCUGGCGCACAAGGUGGUGCUGGCCUGCUGCAGCGAGUUCUUCCGCUCCAAACUAGUAGGCAGGCCUGAUGAAGAGGAUAAGUUUGUGUUGGACUUGCACCAUGUCACGGUGAGCGGCUUCACCCCUCUGCUGGAGUACGCCUACACCUCCACCCUCUCCAUCAGCACGGAGAACAUCAUCGACGUUUUAGCCGCUGCCAGUUACAUGCAGAUGUUCGCUGUGGCGAGCACGUGCUCAGAAUUCAUGAAGUCCAGCAUCCUCUGGAGUGCCGGGAGCAUGGGGCAGGAGAAACCGCAGGAGUCGGCUCUCGGCGAGAGUGCUUCCUCCCACUGCGCCUUGACCCCAUUGGACAGCAGCCUGUCACCUGUAUCGUCUGACUGCAGCGUGAUGGAGAGGAACAUCCCUGUGUGUCGCGAGUCGCGACGCAAACGUAAGAGCUUUAUCAUGAUGUCCCCAGGGAGCCCACUCAAAUGCACCUCGCUGAUCACCUCGCCGCAGAUGCCCAACCCAUCGCCCUCCUCCUUUUCGGAGACCACCACCCAGCCAGUGGACUCUUCCCUGGCCUUCCCGUGGACGUUCCCCUUCGGUAUCGACCGGAGGUUCCACCCGGAUAAGCAGCCCAAGCUUCCCGAGAGCCCAUGCCGUCUGGACCAGGCAGGGCCCUCGGAGGUGAGCCGCCGGCUGAGUGACUUCCUGGCCUGUGAAAGCUCCAUUAAGGCGCCGCUGUCGCUGGCAGGCCCUGAGGAGGACGUGCGUGUGAAGGUGGAGAGGCUGAGUGACGAGGAGGUUCAAGAGACGUCGUCGCAGCCCGUCAGCGCUUCCCAGAGUUCCCUGAGUGACCAGCAGACAGUACCCUGCGGCGAACAGGUCCAGGAGGACCUCCUCAUCAGCCCACAGUCGUCCUCCAUAGGUUCGAUAGAUGAGGGAAUCACAGAAGGGUUGCCCUCAAUGCAAAGUACAUCCAAUGCUGGAGGUCAUGCUGAGGAUGAUGAAAGAUUAGAAAGCCUCCAGUACCCUUACCACUUGUACAUAAGCCCUUCCAUCCGCCCUGGCACUAACGCGCCUGACAGACCUUUCCAGUGCCCCACGUGUGGCGUCCGAUUCACCCGCAUACAGAACUUGAAGCAACAUAUGCUCAUCCACUCUGGCAUUAAGCCCUUCCAGUGUGAUCGCUGUGGGAAAAAGUUCACACGGGCCUACUCCCUGAAGAUGCACCGGCUGAAGCACGAAGGUAAACGCUGUUUCCGGUGCCAGAUUUGUAGUGCCACAUUCACGUCCUUCGGCGAAUACAAGCACCACAUGAGGGUGUCCCGCCACAUAAUCCGCAAGCCCCGGAUUUACGAGUGCAAAACGUGCGGCGCCAUGUUUACCAACUCUGGCAAUUUAAUUGUACACCUGCGGAGUCUGAACCAUGAGGCAUCUGAACUAGCAAACUACUUCCAAAGCAGUGAUUUCCUCAUGCCCGACUACCUGAGCCAAGUGCAGGAGGAGGAGACUCUGGGGCAGUACGAGCUGGUGGCGCACGGCUUCGAAGGCAACAACUCGUCUGUCCAGAUGGCGGUCAUCUCCCAGGUCUCCUCCACCCAGAAUUGCGAGAGCAGCACCUUCCCCCUGGACCCCUUAUCCCUGAAGGACGAAAAGGUGUCGGAGGAGUCAAAGACAAACGGCAGUAGCAGCUCCCCGGAUGGCGCUGAAGAGGAGAACACCCAUAUCAAAGAGCUGGCUUCCAUUUCGAUUGAGUGACCGUCACCUAAUUGUCCCCCUCGCCCCCCCUUCCAAUCCAAAACCCUGACUUUGGAAAGUGCCUGAGAUUGCCCCUCUUAACAUUCACCUCUAGAUUUGGAGGUCUUAACUUUGCUAACAGUGAAAAGUAGUUUCUUUCCUUAUUGGAUUAUUGUUUUUGCAUAAUGAAAGUUCAUAUGAUAGACGCCGUCUUCUUGAGUGCCGUCGCUUUGGGCAAACUUAGUGUUACUAAAUAUUGUUUGAUAAUCGAAUGCUACAUUGGAUUUUGUCGUGAACUAUGUCAGAGGUGUGUAUGCAUUCCUUUGUGAGUAGGAGCACAGUACAUUUUAAACCUUUUUACAAAAAAAAGUUUGAACGUAAAAUUGCGUCGUAGAGCACUUUGUCUGUUACUUUCAUUAUGAAAUGAACUGUAGCUACUACACUUGACUUGUAUUGGGUGUUAAUGUAGGUAUCUACUGGUGGCUUAGACCCUCAAAGGCAUGGCAUUAUAGUAUUUUAUUUCAUACGCGAAGUCAGUCGUUAAACCAUCGAGAGACGCACUGCAGCGGCUGCCCUUUCCGAUAUCUGGAACAGCUAGGCUAAGUUCAAAUGUGAAGUUGAAGUGGAGUACAUUUGUCAGACCUAUUUCAUUAAUACUUGUCCCUAACAUUUCUUGUGUGGUGGAAGUCUAUACUGAGGUAUUUGUAAUAUGUCAGCUGUGUGACAAAAAACGAGUGUCACUAUAACUACAAUUUGUUAAAUGUCAAAAACAAUUGUCACCACCGUCACGUAGAAGUAAUAUAUCAGUAAGUGACGUAUUACUAAUAUGUCAGCUUUGGUGACAUAACUACUAUACUUUAGUGUCACUAUUUUGACAUAUUAUAGUGAGACCAUGUUGCAUUUGGUGGAGAAUGUGUUGGUAAAUUUACGCUGACUGUUUACUUUGGACAUGACAUUUCAGAAGCUAGUGUCUUGACUGUGGGUGGCAUUCUUCAGACUAACGUUGUCCUAAUCAAGUGGUCAGCACAUUAGAAUUUGUAGCUGGGUGCCUUGCUUUUACUGUGAGUUGAGUUGUGUAAUUCAAUGUAUAUGGAGCCAGGAGAGGUCUUCAAUAACAUGGCAAACAUGACAUUGCUUUGUAUCAUGAAGUGUGAUCGAUAGGUAUUUUAGUCUUCAUGGUGUUCUAGGUUCACCUUGCAAUUUUCCAGUUUCAAGUACAGGUUAAAUUUUCUACAGAAAUCUUGCCCUAGCUUGGACACCUGUUACAUUGAGCUAUAACUAGUCAGUUGCAUAUCACCAUGCCUUUAUAAUAAGGUGGUGAUACUCCAUUGAUUUAAAUGCUACUGUUAUUUCUUUUUUCAUUGUGUUCCAUGCCUUUAAGUGUUGUCCUUAUCAAUUCACUUAAUCUUGGUAGUCCUGCAAAAAAACUAAGGACUUUUGCAUGACAAUGAAAUUAAAAUUAGAUUAGAAACUCUUACCAUUUGUUGGUAUUGAAUUCUUGACAUCUCAACCAGGAAUUUUUGGAAUUUGAGAUUGGAGUAGUAGAUCCUAAAAAUAUUACCAGGAAAAUAAGAAUUUGAUGACAAUUAACAUGUUGAAUCUGUUAUCUUGGGUUCAGAGAAGUAACAUCAUAGUUUGUUUUACUAUCAUAGAAUGGGUGCUCAGAGAUUUGUUUUAGGAUUAUGUAUCGUGCCAUCCAAUCAACCGUUCCUGAAAGAUGAGGCAUUUAGCCUAACUACCCUAUGUCUGGGUAACAAUCAAGCUCUUAUAUUGCACCAAAUGUUCCCGAUCCCUUUGGGGUUGACGUAUCUACCAUUUGAAUCUAUCGUUGCUGUUGACAUUAUAAAGUAAUGAGCUAAUCAUGCUUGGUUUCCCCAUGCUAUUGAAACAGGAUACGUCAUUUUCGUUCUGAUAGACACUAUCAUACUGUGCGUUGGAGAAAGUAUAGCCUUAUAUUGGCCCUUGCAUAGAUUCAACCUGCACAAUUUAAAAUCUUGAGACAUUUUCUUUUUUUAUCACGUUUGAGCAUUUUAGCGCUUAAGUAAGCUUGUGUUUUGCCUGUGUUUGUUUCUGUGUGUUGAUAUACCUUUUUAAUAAAGAAAUGCUGCUGUUUUGUUAACUUAAAGUGCCCAAAUAUUUUUUGUGAAUCUAAUGUGUGCAAUAAAUGGACAAGCUGUUUAUAUUUUGUCUGAAUAAUGAAACAAAAGAAUGUACUGUUUUCGUGUUGUUGUGUACUUACAAUGUGACAAAUUAACUGAAGAAAAAUAAGUGAGAAUCCACUCCAAUCUGUGAAAAUCGUGAACAAAGCUUAAAUUUUGAUAUUUUUAAAUUUUGUAUUUUUACAUUUCUCCUAGGAUUGUUAAAUGAGUGUCCAUUUAAAAGUCCUGUGAAUCUGAUAACGUGCUUUCUUCUGUUUCCUAUUCAAUAAGGUCUUGUUGAGGCAUUAGACCUCAGCACAUUUCAGCUUUUUGUUCUUGAUUUUACUCCAUCAAAAGUUUUUACAGAUAUUAGCAUGUCUUUUCUUUGUUCCCCAGAUGUAGCUUCUCUUUUGUGCAAUGUUUAAAACUUGUAUUGAUUACAUAUGCCUUUUUAACGUAUACCUAUAUACAUUUCCUGGUUCAUAUUGUUUGUUGAAAAUAUGAAAAACCGGUAGCUCUUAGUUAUACAUGAUAUAUUUUUGUGACUUUUUUUGGAUAUGUUUGCUGUUUUAUGAAUAUGCCAUCUUUUGGAUAUUCUCGUUUAAAUGUGAAUAAAACAAAAUGGUUAAGGAG
Salvelinus fontinalis (brook trout) is the source of this 5457-nucleotide messenger RNA. Its product is annotated as zinc finger and BTB domain-containing protein 44-like. The record is from RefSeq and is a predicted model, not a curated record. Gene Ontology annotation, biological process: regulation of transcription by RNA polymerase II; positive regulation of gene expression. Bases 839 to 2707 code for a protein of 622 amino acids. Lineage: Eukaryota; Metazoa; Chordata; Actinopteri; Salmoniformes; Salmonidae. The transcript has 6 exons. Gene Ontology annotation, molecular function: protein binding; DNA-binding transcription factor activity, RNA polymerase II-specific; RNA polymerase II cis-regulatory region sequence-specific DNA binding.